AUGACUGGUGAAAUCACCGAAAUCUACGGAAAAUCAGCGGUCGGGAAAACGCAAUUUUGCCACCUCAUUACUGCUGCUGCUCUGGCUCUCACAAUUUCUCGGCCCGUUGAAGGACAGCAAUCAAGCGACGAGUCGGAUUCCAGCCUUCUUUCUCAACCCUCCACCUCUGUCCUCUACAUCGACACGAAGGGAGAUUUCGAUGCCAAUCUUCUAGCUGGUUUCAUCAGCAGAUCACUUUCUCGAAACUGUCGUUCUACAAAGAAUGUCUCUCAGCAACCGAUUAAACUGUGUCCGCCCUGCUACAGCAUUUUGCGUUCUAGAAUGGCAAAUGUCCGCCAUCUUUUGGCUGCUGACAUUGGCAUGCUGACUGAUGCUCUGGUCGUGACUCGUCUCUCGAUUGAUUACUACAACUCGAGAUCCUCUUCUUUUGCCAAUCUGCCUCAACAACCCAUUUGUUCGAAAGUAGAGUCUGCAGCGACAAGUGAUGCAUCCGUAAAUUCACUCCUUGCAUCCAAUCCUAGCUGUGACACUUUGAAAGAUUCUCCUUCAUCCACCAAGUCGAGCAUGAACUCUCGAAUUGAUGCUGUAUCAGUCCCAUGUCGUCAGGAUAAACCAAUGCCUGAACAUUUCACAUGUUCCGGUACCUUUCACUCUUGCCGUCUCCAAUCAACAAGCCACAAUGUUGUCACUCCAGCCAAGCCGAGCUCCAUCGAAAGUGAUCUCCACUUCUUCACGAGCAUGCAUCUCUUAGUUGUUGACAGUUUGGCUACCCUCAUUUCGCCAUUCAUGACUGGAUGUCCUUUCCAAGAAAUAAUGCACGAGAUCUCUAGCACCAGCCUGCAGUAA
Messenger RNA from Protopolystoma xenopodis, 846 nucleotides. The record is from the annotation of a GenBank genome assembly. NCBI's taxonomy places the organism in Eukaryota, Metazoa, Platyhelminthes, Monogenea, Polystomatidea, Polystomatidae.